AUGGAUUCGACUAGCAUCGGCGGAUCUUUCUUGGUGGCGAGCGCAAUCAAAGAUGUUUUAUCCUCGAUAAUAGAUAAGAAGAAGCAUGCCAAAAUAGCUGAUAUCCUUAAUCCUUUUAUUAGUUCAUCAAUUGACCAAACUUCAGAAAAAAUUCAAAUAUGUGUAAUUGUCGAUCAUUUAUGUCGAAUUUUUGAUGUUAAAAUAUUUGAUAAUAAUGGUAUUAUGCCAAAUUUUGACGUCAUGAAAAUUAGAUAA
Messenger RNA from Funneliformis caledonium, 255 nucleotides. The record is from the annotation of a GenBank genome assembly. Lineage: Eukaryota; Fungi; Glomeromycota; Glomeromycetes; Glomerales; Glomeraceae.